AUGGUUGAGGGUGAAUCAAGCAAUGCAAGGGAGAGAAGGCUUAAGAUGCAAGCCGAUUUGGGAAUGACUCAAAGGAUGGAAGAGUCUGAUGCAGAGGAGUAUGUAUACUCUGAGGAAGAGUCUGAGAGUGAGAGAUUGAGGGAGGAAAGGAGGACCAAGAAGAGGAAUGACCCCAUUAGUAGUGAGAGUGAGCAAGGGGAGUUUGAGAUUGGAGUGAACCUUGUUCAAGAGGAGGGAAAUGGUUCUCCAAGUGAAGAAGGAAGUGAUGAGACUGAGAGUGAAGAGGAAGGAGAAGAGGUGAAUCAGUUGGUUGAAGAAGAGUGA
Microthlaspi erraticum is the source of this 324-nucleotide messenger RNA. NCBI's taxonomy places the organism in Eukaryota, Viridiplantae, Streptophyta, Magnoliopsida, Brassicales, Brassicaceae. The record is from the annotation of a GenBank genome assembly.